Kalmanozyma brasiliensis GHG001 is the source of this 1974-nucleotide messenger RNA. RefSeq lists its product as uncharacterized. The transcript has a single exon. Lineage: Eukaryota; Fungi; Basidiomycota; Ustilaginomycetes; Ustilaginales. The record is from RefSeq and is a predicted model, not a curated record. The coding region runs from base 1 to 1974 and encodes 657 amino acids.
AUGGCGCAGCAACUCCCCAACCGCGUCCAAUCGACGCUCUCGACGCUCCUCCUCCUCCUCCUUUCCCUCCUCUUCGCACCCAUCUCCUUCCUCAUCUCGCUCUUCUUCUCCCUCACCCACUCGGCAUCCCACACCGCAUCCAACAUCAACUCGAACCGAUACUCGGUCUCGCGCCAUGCCAACGGUCACGACCUGCCCACCCUCUCGCGGCGCACCGUCCUCGUCAACGGUGCGCGCAUGCAGAAGUCGCUCACCAUCUGCCGCACCUUCGCGCGCAACGGAUGGAACGUCGUGCUCGUCGAAGAGCAGGGGUGGGGCAAUCUUGCUGCUACUCGCUUCAGCAACUCUGUCACCAAGUUUCACCUCAUUCCGUCCUCGUCGCUGCCAGCGAGCUCGACGGCGGAGAAGGGCGAGCACGCUGUCACUCCCUACAUCGAAGCGCUGGUGCGGGUCGCAUUGGAGGAGAAGGUGGAUCUUUUCUUUCCUUGCUCCGGAGCCGGUAGCACCGGUGCGGAUGCGGUCGCGGCGCAGAUCCUGCAGGAGAAGACCAAGGGCAGGGUACGAAGCAUGAUCCAGACACCCGAACUCGUCGAAGCGUUGCACGAGAAGGAUCGCUUCAUCGCGCUGCUUCAGCGUCUCGACAUGGCCGCGCCACGCAGCGAGAUCGUGUUCUCGGUCGACGAAGCGAUUGCAAAGCUGCAGAGCGACGGGUACCCACGAUCGAUCCUCAAAUGCGCCGCUGAGCUGGAUGACAUCGGCCGGGCCGAUAUGACACUCUACCCGCUGCUAGACGCAAGGACAAAUCGACCGGACUGGGACAAGACUCGCCAUCGCCUUUCGAAUCUCUCCAUCCCGUUGUGCGUACGGACGCCAUAUAUAUUGCAAGAGUUCAUCGGGGAUCGACCCGCAGCACCGGGGGCAAGGGACGGCGGGAAAGCCUCGGAAUGGUGUACCCACGCAACGGUGGUCGACGGCCAACUGACCGCCUUCGUCUGCUGUCCGAGCAACGACAUGCUCAUGACGUACUAUCCGGCGUCGCAUACCAUUGUCGGCGAGCUGGCGUUGCGUUGGACGUCGACCUUCCUGUACCGGCUAGCGAAGCUGGGUGCUACCUCCAAUCGGUCCUCUGUGCCGUUGAGCCCUUUGACACGGGACACGCAGUGGAACCGCGAUACGCUGGUCGGCAAGUACGCCCCCGUCGAAGCCGGCAUUACCGGUCAAUUCAGUAUGGACUUCAUCUAUCAGCCCGCUACCGGCGAUACAGAAGCGCGACUCGUGGCGAUCGAGUGCAACCCGCGCGUUCACACCGCCAUCUGCCUGCUCGUUGGUAACCCCGCACUGGGCGAGGCGCUCGUCCCUGCCUCGCAAGCUCACUCUCUCAAAGUGACAGGUCCCUCGAUAAAGGAAGCCGAGACGAUGGACGAGCUGUCCUACCUCUCGGCCCUCUCGCUGCCGGUGAUGGAGCGUCCACCGGAGACGCAGCUGGCGACGCAGGCCGAUUUAGAUGCGCUAACCGCCCUUCCGCCGACCUGGGCAUCCAGCCGCGUCCGCUUCUACCACGCCAAGUCGCUCCUUCAGAAGGCCUAUGUGGGUGAUGCGACGCUGCCCCAGAGUUGGAUCGGGCACGAUUUGCCUGCUCGCAUCCUGCCUGCGGCGCAGCUGCUCUCGGCUGCAUGGGUGCAAUCCAUCAUGCGCCUGGUGCAUCCGCUUUGGUCCAACAGUGAGGCACCAGUCGGGCAGGUCAUCUCGAUUCCAACCACGGCCGAGGGGAAGACGGGCGUGGCGGCAUACGAUCUAGCCGCAUCGGCACCGCUCCCGCCAUUCACAGAUCCGAGCUUCGCAAAGGACGACCCGUGGCCCUUUUUCGCACUCUACCAUCUCCAAUGGCCCCAGCUGCUCCUCUGGCAGCUCGUGGUGCGUGGCAAGAAGUGGUCCCGGAUCAAUGUCUCGACUGCACGCAUCUUUGAGUGCUAG